AUGUGCUCCUUCUGGGAGUCCGGGUGUAUCGAUCCGCUCGCCCAAACCGCCGUUCCGAUUGACUUCUCGCCACUGUUUCCAGACCCGAUCACCUUCUUCUAUGCCUUCGAUGAACUCAUAUCCGGCAAAGGCCAGGGCCCGAUGACCAAGACCAGUUACUGGCUGCGAUAUCAGGAUCGGAACAUCAACAAAGAUGCGGUGACGUCAAAUCGGACGUCCGAAAUUGCCCUGCGUGUGGGCAAUCUGACGGGCACCCCGUCGGGAACUACAAAUGGCUGCGACGGGAUUUGGGGGAGUCCUUGCUCCCAUGAUAUCAAAGGCGCUCUGCAGCAUACCAUCUUCCACCUCGCUACCUCGGGCGAAUACUAUUCAAAGCCUCUCGAAGCGACCUUGGCACACAUGAUGGUGUACCCUCCCUCCCUUCCGAAUUGCGGAGCUCCUAUCUUUGAUGUAGCAUCCAUUCCUGUGCAAGAAUUCGCCAAAGAGAGAGUCCCAGGUCCAAAUGUCACUGCGAUGCCUUCUGGCUCGGGUAAUCACCCAUGGCAGGUUUGGUACAUUGAUGGCAUGACCUCGAAUCAGCAAGCUUCCCAGGUCGCAGUUGGAAUCAUUGCUCGUUCACCGACAUAUAAUAGCCCGCCACCGCUUACUCCUGACGAAAUCCAGGUGGAGCUAGUAUGUCUUCAGGCUCCGCAAGGCCCGCCAGUCGGUCCUUCCAAGGGAUCAUGA
Penicillium daleae is the source of this 726-nucleotide messenger RNA. RefSeq lists its product as uncharacterized. The record is from RefSeq and is a predicted model, not a curated record. The transcript has 2 exons. The coding region runs from base 1 to 726 and encodes 241 amino acids. NCBI's taxonomy places the organism in Eukaryota, Fungi, Ascomycota, Eurotiomycetes, Eurotiales, Aspergillaceae.